AUGCCGCUCUUGCAUCAGGACGAUAACCGCGGUGGCGGUGUGCCCGGUGAGAAUCGGCGUUCGCUUACGGAGUUCUUGGGCCUGGACUCUACGCGCCUCGGCGAAGCCGCUCUUGCCGCCACCAACCAUCGCAGCAAUGAAGGGGGCGGCGAGAGUGAGUGGCGGUGGGAGGAGCCCGGUAGCCCGGAAGUGGCGCAUACUCCGAGAGCUCUGGUGCCCCUCGGCUGUUUCCCGCCAAGACAUCCGCGCACUUAUGCUAGUUUCAGCGAGAGCGCGCGCCCUGGCGGCUGGGCCGACGAUGCCGGCCAAGGAAUUACAGACCUUGUCGCCUCUUUAAAGGCUCUGGCCAUGCCGGCGGGGAGCGCGCGCCCCGCGCACUUUCAGUCUAGACUCAGUCUGGAUUCUUUCGACAAUGGACCAAGUGAGUCUCCGUGGCCACCCGAGCAGGCGAGCACUGCCAACGGACGAGAUGACAGGGUUCUGUCGCGACGCGCUUCAUUCUGCGGGGUGGGCGCAGUGGCGGGGUACAGUGGCGGAGUGGGCGGAGUGGCGAAGUGGAGCGGGACGCUGCCGGCGCGCUGCACGGACCCCAGCUCGGGGUACUCCGCCAAGGUGUUCCUGGGGGGACUGCCCUGGGACAUCACCGAGCACGCGCUCAUGCACACGCUCGGCCAGUUCCAGCCGGUGCGUGUGGAAUGGCCGGGCCGCGAGUGUGGCGGGGGCGCGGGCGGGGGCGGGGGCGGCCCCCGCGGGUACGCGUACGUUACGCUGGAGAGCGAGCGGCGCGUGCGCGCGUUGCUGGCCGCCUCCAGGAGGGACGGGAACGACUGGUACUACCGCGUCGCGUCCAGGAAGAUGCGCAGCAAGGAGGUGCAAGUGAUACCGUGGGCGGUAUCCGACUCUAACUGGGUCCGUGGCGGCUCGGCCCGUUUGGAGCCAGCGCGGACGGUAUUCGUUGGUGCUUUACACGGCAUGCUCAGCGCCUCCGCAUUGGCUCUUAUUAUGAACGAUUUGUUCUCCGGUGUUGUAUACGCAGGUAUCGAUACAGACAAGAACAAGUAUCCGAUCGGAUCUGGUCGCGUCACCUUCAAUAACGUGCGCUCUUACGUGCGCGCCAUCUCCGCCGGCUUUGUGGAAAUACGCACCGACAAGUUCACUAAAAAGGUACAAGUUGACCCAUAUUUGGAAGACUCGAUGUGUUCGGUUUGCAAUCUGCAGCAAGGGCCCUACUUCUGCCGCGAGCCAAUGUGCUUCAGGUACUUCUGCCGGUCGUGCUGGAUGUGGCAGCACUCUAGCGAGGAGCACAAGCCGCUGAUGCGCAACUCCAAGUCCGGGCCCGUGACACUAGCCCCCGCCCCCGGUACCGCGCGCGCCCUUCCCCCACCCCCUCACCCGCCCCAGCCCCCACCAGCGGACCACUCUCUCUACCACGCGCCUUACCACCUGUCCAGCGAUGGCACUCCAUCUCCACCGACUAGCGGAGUGAGUGGAGCGAGCGGUGCAACUUGCAAGAGCGGUGCGAGCGAAUACGAAACCGGCGGCGGCGACGAGACCAACGAGCCAAUCUGGACAUCGCACUAA
Molecule: messenger RNA, 1581 nt
Organism: Diatraea saccharalis (sugarcane borer)
Lineage: Eukaryota; Metazoa; Arthropoda; Insecta; Lepidoptera; Crambidae
Source: the annotation of a GenBank genome assembly